Molecule: messenger RNA, 2578 nt
Organism: Lolium perenne
Lineage: Eukaryota; Viridiplantae; Streptophyta; Magnoliopsida; Poales; Poaceae
Biological process (GO): cold acclimation
Cellular component (GO): cytosol
Source: RefSeq, a predicted model, not a curated record
ACUUAACAAAAAAAAAAAAGGUGUGAAGCCUGUUUUCCAAAGCGAUUGUUCACAGCCGGCAUGCGAGAUCCAUGCGCGCAGAUGGACACGACCUCAGGUGAGGUGGCCCUCGUGUCCUCUCGACGGCCAGUUCCUUUGUGUUGUGCCCGAUGAAACCCCGUUGCUCAGCGUGACUCUAUCUUGUGCUUCGCACGUGUCAGCUCGCCUGCACACGCGUCGCAGUGUCAGUCUCCGUGUGCCGCGUCAACCUCGACCGAUCCAAGCCUAGCCGCUUUAGCGGCAACAUUUAAAGCGUGCGUCGCCAUGAUCGCCGUCCGAUCAGUGAAGAUUGAAGAAGACGUACUGCGCGAAGCCACUCGCACUCCCAGCACCACCCUACCACAGCAAGCUCCACGAACGUACUAGUCCUACUCCUAAUCCAGCUUGCCCCGCGCGUCCUUGAUCGCAAUGGCGUCGCAGCAACAGAACCGGAAGGACACCACGUCGAAGCAAGACGAACGCCACGACCUUGACCUGAAGGAGAUCGGCAAGUACCGCGCGGAGGCGCAGCAGAACUCCACCGACGCCAUCCGUGCCGCCCAGGAGCGGUACAACGAGGCCAACAGGAAGCUGCAGGCGGGCGGCGGCGCGGCGCACGGCGCCAAGGGUGGAACCGUGACGGUGACCCAGGCUCCCGGCGUCACGGCGGUGGUCUCUUGCCAGGAGAGCAAGAACCAUCCUUCCAAGCAGGAGACGAGCCCUGCCGCGGCGCACGGGCAAGGCGCCACGACGGCGUCAUCUCGGGGUACACAGAAGCAGCACGCCACGAAGCAGAAGGAGAGUCGCGGGCAUGAGACCUCUGGCCACGAUGAGGCCGGGAGGCACCGCGGCGAGGAGCAGAAGAGCUCGGCGGACGCCCACGCCGGCAGCCACGACAUGGUCAAAGAGCGCGGCUCGACCGGCGUCAAGGACACUGCCACGCAGACGCUUGGCUCCGCGGGUGACCAGGCUGCCGCCAAGGGCGAGCAAGCCAAGGACGUCGCCGCGCGCGGCGCGGGGCUCACGGCGGAGAAGACGAAGGAGGCCACGGGCACCGCGGCGGAGUACGCGAAGCAGACCGCCGCGAAGACCAAGGAGGUCACGCUCGCCGCGGGCGGGACGGCUGCGGAGUACGCGAAGCAGGCCGCGGUGAAGGCCAAGGACGUCACGGCGAGCACCGGCGGGUCCGGCGGGACGGCCGCGGAGUACGCCAAGACGGCCGCCGAGAAGGCGAGGGAGGCGGCGCUGGCGGCCGGCAAGACGACGGCCGGGUACACGCAGCAGGCGGCGGUGAAGGGCAAGGACGUGACGCUCUCCACCGGCCAGACGGCCGCCGAGUACGCCAAGACGGCGGCCGAGAAGGCGAAGGACGCCGCGCUGGCUGCGGGGAAGACGACGGCCGGGUACACGCAGCAGGCGGCCGUGAAGGCCAAGGACGUGACGCUGUCCACCGGCGCGCAGGUGGCGCAGAAGGCGAAGGAGGUGACCGCGGACACGGCGCAGAAGGUGGCGGUGUACGCCAAGGAGACGGCGGAGCAAGGGAAGGCCGCCGCUGCCAGGGCCGAGGAGAAGGCGCAGGAGGCCGCGGCCCGCGUCGCGGACAAGGCGGAGGAGCCAGGCUUUGACACAAGCGUGCAGGCUAAGGGGUCGUCUGUGAAGGACGCAACCGGUUCCAUGGCGCAGAAGGCCAGUGACAGGGCUGCGUACAUGAAGGAGUCGGUGAAGGACGCGGCAGGAGGCACGGCGGAGAAGACACGCGACAUGACUGCACAAACCAAGGGCAGGGCCGAGGACACAACCGGAGACAUGAGGGAUAGGACAGGAGGCGUGACUGCCCAGGUGAAGGACUCGGCCGGAGCCAUGGCGCAGAAGGUCAGUGACACGGCUGCGUACAUCAAGGACUCGGUGACGGGCGCAGCUGGACGCACGGUGGAGAAGUCCAGGGACGUUGGGUCGCAGGCAGGGGAGGCAAAGAACAGAGCGGUGGAGACCGGCAAGAACGCCACCACCGGCGGCGGCGCGUCGGAGACGGCCAAGGCAAAGGCUGAAGGUACCGAAGAAGACACGACGAUAGUGGGCGACGUCCUGGAGGCGGUGGGCGCGACCGUGUACGGGAUAGCCAAGCACACCAAGGGGAUCGUCGCCGGUGAAGAGGAGCUCAUCCCCGUCAAGGGAGGAGAUCAGGCGGCCAAGAUGGAAGGCAGGGACAAGUCUGAUUAAGCGGAUCCACACGGUUGGCACGUUGCACUUUGUCUAGAUACGUUGCUACAUGAAGUAUGUUAGUAGUGUAUAGGGAGUGUUAGCUUGGGUUGAAUAAUGUUCGCGUGUGAUCUUUUACGUGAAGUAAGCAGGACUGCAGGACUACGUUAAUCGCGUGAAAGAAUCAGCUCUUCUUUGUAUUAUGUAGUACGGAGUACUAGUGGAAUGCGAAUCAGCUAUUAUGUAGUACUAGUGGAAUGCCCCUGAGUUGCCAUGAGCUACAAACUCUUUCUGUCAUCCUACAUUUCUCUGUGCAAAUCCAACUAUAGUAAAAUAAAGUAAAGACAUUUUAUUUAGGUUA